Triticum dicoccoides is the source of this 1365-nucleotide messenger RNA. RefSeq names its product polygalacturonase-like. The transcript is spliced from 4 exons. The coding region runs from base 1 to 1185 and encodes 394 amino acids. The record is from RefSeq and is a predicted model, not a curated record. Gene Ontology annotation, biological process: carbohydrate metabolic process. NCBI's taxonomy places the organism in Eukaryota, Viridiplantae, Streptophyta, Magnoliopsida, Poales, Poaceae. Gene Ontology annotation, molecular function: polygalacturonase activity.
AUGCUGGGCCUGCUCGCGCACCUCCACGCGGCGCUCGUGUUCCUCCCCAACAACGGCGGCCCGGGGGCGGUGUACGACGUGGUGCGCUACGGCGCCCGCCCCGACGGCAUGACGGACGCGACGCUGCCGUUCCUGCGCGCGUGGGCCGACGCGUGCCGCUCGCCGCGCCCGGCCACGGUGCUGGUGCCGCCGGGCGUGUUCCUGGUGGGGAGCGCCACGUUCAUGGGCCCGUGCGCCACCCCCGCCGUCACGUUCGCCGUGGCCGGCACGCUGCUCGCCCCCUCGGGCUACGGCUGGGACAGCGCCUCCCCGGGGCGGUGGCUCACGUUCGAGUCCGUGGAGGGCCUCGCCGUCUCCGGCGGCACCCUCGACGGCCGCGGCGCCCCCCUCUGGGCCUGCAAGCAGCAGCAGCCGCGCCUCCACUGCCCGUCCGGCGCCUCGUCGCUGACGAUCUCGAACUCGAGGGACGUGGUGGUGGACGGGCUGAGGUCGAUGAACAGCGAGCUGUUCCACGUGGUGGUGCUGCAGAGCAACGGCGUGACGCUGAACCGGGUGACGGUGGACGCGCCGGAGGACAGCCCCAACACUGACGGGAUACACAUCCACAUGUCCAGCCACGUCUCCGUGUACGACGCCAACAUCCGCACCGGCGACGACUGCGUCUCCGUCGGGCCCGGCAACUCCAACCUCUGGAUCGAGCGCGUCUCCUGCGGCCCAGGCCACGGCAUAAGCAUCGGGAGUUUGGGGCAUCAGCAAGGGCUGGACAUGGAGGACGUGCAGAACGUGACGGUGAAGACGACGUGGUUCACCGGCACCUCAAACGGGCUGAGGAUCAAAACCUGGGGGAGCUCCAAGCAGGGUUUCGUGAGGGGCGUCACCUUCGAGGACGCUACGAUGACCGGCGUCCACAACCCCAUCAUCAUCGACCAGAAUUACUGCCCCCAAAAAGUUGGGUGCAGCGACCGGAGCUCGAGCAUCAAGAUCAGCGAGGUGAAGUACGUGGACAUACGGGGGUGGUCGACGACGCCGGUGGCCGUGACCUUCAACUGCAGCAGGAGCCACCCGUGCAGCGGGAUCAGCAUGCAGGACGUGAAGCUGAUGUACGACAGGCGGGUCGCCAAGUCCUCCUGCCGGAACGUUCAGGGGAGGUCGGUGGGUCUCGUCCUGCCGCCAAGCUGCCUCUGACAACAUUGACGACGGCUACACUCAUGACGACGAGAUGCCACACACGUGUAACAUAACUGGCGCGGAAUGUAAUCGUAGUAUAGUGGAUAGUGACGUGGUGUGAUAAUUUACGAUUAUAUUUAUACUGUAAUUUGGUGCAUAAUGUUUUUUAGAAACGUUUCAAUUUGUGGGAUUUUUAUA